GAAAGCCCAAAGACACCCUUAACAGCACCUAUAAACAGAAAGGAAGCAUCAGUAACACGUUUACAAGCUAAAACCAACUACAACAAAGGCAACACUAAUUCAACAAGGCACCGGCGACAAAAUGAAUUGACAACACCAAAUCGCAAAAUGAUGAAAACAAAAUCUAUGCAAAUAACGACUCACAGCACAAAACGUAAUCAGGACCUACCCACCGAAAUUUACAAUGCUGAAAUUGAUGAUGCCGAAAUCAACGACACCGAACGUGCUAAUAACUGA
Molecule: messenger RNA, 276 nt
Organism: Racocetra persica
Lineage: Eukaryota; Fungi; Glomeromycota; Glomeromycetes; Diversisporales; Gigasporaceae
Source: the annotation of a GenBank genome assembly